AUGGCUCAGCCGCUCAAGAUUGUGAUUGUUGGCGCCGGAAUCGGUGGCCUGGCCUGUGCGAUUGCAUCGCGGAGGCAGGGACUGGAUGUCGUUGUGCUCGAGAGGGUAGAGCAGCUUACAUCCGUGGGAGCAGGAAUCCAGAUACCGCCCAAUGCCUCACGUAUCUGGGCUCAAUACGGGCUCCUUGACCGAUUAAAAGAGUAUUCCAUCAUCUCCAAGGCGACCCAGCUCAGGCGCUGGAAGGAUGGAGAGUUGCUGUGCUCACGGAGCGUUGGAGAGGAGCUGGAUGAACGAUGGCCGUGGUUCGUCAUCCAUCGAGCAGAUUACCAACGGGUGCUUGUUGAGGAAGCCAAACGUUUGGGUGUCGAAUUGAGGCUCAAGGCUGACGUUCAAGACAUCGAUUUUGAGCGCACAGGGGUGACUUUGAGGAACGGAGCAAUGAUAUCCGGAGACGUAAUCAUUGGCGCGGACGGUCUAUGGUCCACUCUGCGCGAUCGAAUUCUUGGCCGUAAUUCCCCACCACAAGAGACUGGCGAUCUAGCUUAUCGGGGGACAUUCUCUCUGUCGGCUCUGCAAGCGCUCGAAAGCCCAGCAGUCGAUGUGCUCUGUAGACAGAGUAUGGUAACCAUGUGGAUUGGUCCCGAGAGCCACGCAGUGUUCUAUCCGGUGAGAUGUGGCAAAGAGUUCAAUCUCGUCAUGGCCCGUCCGGACGAUCUACCGCCCGGUGUGAAGACGGAGGAGGGCAAUAUACAAGAGAUGAAAGCAGUUUUCGAAGGUUGGGAUCCUGUGCUGACGAAGAUCCUAACGGCAUUCUCUUCCGUCCUAAGAUGGAAGAUGAUGCAUCACAACGAGCUUGCUUCCUGGACAAAGGACAAUGUCGCUCUACUAGGCGAUGCAUGUCAUCCAUCCCUCCCCUACCAAGCCCAAGGCGCAGCCAUGGCCGUCGAAGACGGGGCCAUCAUUGCCACCCUCCUCGGGCUCUACCAACAAGCCCAUACCAAAUCGUGUCAGCACCUGACUUUGCGAGAAACGCUGAAACUUUACGAGUCGCUUCAAAAAUCCCGGACCACGACUCUUCAUUCAGGGUCCGUAUCGAAUCAGCACUUGUAUCAUCUUGACGACGGGCCGGAGCAAGAAGAGCGCGAUCGGCUUCUGAAGGCGGCGCAAUGGCAAGAGAAGCCGGACGAGGAAGCCGAACCGUUCAUUUGGAUCGAUGUUCGGUAUCAGAAGGCUGUCUUGGGUCGCGAUGCUGUUGGUGAUGCGAGGAAGAAGUGGGAGGAGGUGACUGGAUGAGGCCAAGAUAACCAAUGAGGCAGCGUUGUUUACAUAAUACACAGCCACACCGCACGUGC
Molecule: messenger RNA, 1352 nt
Organism: Trematosphaeria pertusa
Lineage: Eukaryota; Fungi; Ascomycota; Dothideomycetes; Pleosporales; Trematosphaeriaceae
Product: FAD/NAD(P)-binding domain-containing protein
Exons: 6
Coding region: 1-1293 (430 amino acids)
Biological process (GO): secondary metabolite biosynthetic process
Molecular function (GO): monooxygenase activity; FAD binding
Source: RefSeq, a predicted model, not a curated record